Molecule: messenger RNA, 2146 nt
Organism: Bactrocera tryoni
Lineage: Eukaryota; Metazoa; Arthropoda; Insecta; Diptera; Tephritidae
Gene: Rsph9
Product: radial spoke head protein 9 homolog
Exons: 2
Coding region: 1159-2004 (281 amino acids)
Biological process (GO): axoneme assembly; cilium movement involved in cell motility; motile cilium assembly
Cellular component (GO): axoneme
Source: RefSeq, a predicted model, not a curated record
AAAAGAAGAAUUUUGACGAAAUAUUUACAUAUGUAUGUACAUAUAUCACGGGGUAUGCAUCUAGUCCCCUUCCUAGUGACCUGCUCAUUUUCAAAAUUGGUGAUUUUUCGAAAUUUUCAUGGACCACUUGACGUGGUUUGACCCAUAUACUAUAUUGACAUUUACAUUAUGUAAACAAAUCUUCAAAGAAGAGAGAAAUAAUGGUUACCCGGUGUAAAGAUUCUCUAUGAAUUUCAAUUAUAUUAUCUCACACAUUGAUUCGAUAUUUUCGGUUAAAAGUCAACUAUAAGUACUGGUACCUAGGGGCUUGAACACCUUUGGUCCGGUUUGGAUAAUUUCUGGCCAAAGGAUGACAUAUUCUAACGGCAUGAUUAGUGCAAAGUUUUAUCUCGUUAUAUUAAUUGCUUCUUGAUUCGUAUACUGGAAAGUGAUAUAAUCAAAUUUUAAAUUGUAGUCCAGUUUUGCCCAAUUUUGUACUGUCAGAUAAAAAGCAUAUAAUGUCAUGUACUGAAGUUGAAAUCGUUCUCCAGAUAUGCGAUUUUACAUAGUGGGCAGUGCCACACUCAUUGUCCAAUAUUUUAAUAUCGGGAGUGAGCGGGCUUAUGACCCGAUAUAAAUGAGUAUAAAAAGUUUAGAGAGGAUAUCAUGAUGAUUUGAUUUCAAUGACAACCAAUUUGAACCUUAUCAAGAUGGGAUUAAAUAACCGCUACAACAACAACCACAAAACAUCAGUUAUACUCUAUAUUUAACGUUCCGUUUCUAUCCUAACUUCUUGGUUAAGAUAGAUAGAUAAGGUGGUUAUUCGGAUGGAUCCAAGGGUCUUAAACCGGAAUUUGUCUCUCGGGAGGUUGAUUAAAUUUUUAUACCUAAUGAGGUUGUAAUCACCCAAAACCACAAAAAACAUAGAAAAAGUAUUCUACUAUUCCUACGGAUUAAGUCGAUUAAGUGGAAAAAUCGAAAAUAUGCUUAGUCUAAAAUCUCAGCUAGCUUAAGUUAAUCUUUAGCAUUUUGAUGAAGAAAUCGGUCCUUUACCACUUUAUUUAAAAUCACUUUAUGCAAACAUUUAUCUAAAUAUAUCUAGUAAACAUUAUUUUUCCAGUCAAUAUGUAUAAUUUAGAAAGGCUUAAUAUUUUUUAAUGUUUUUUUUUCAGAGUAAAAAUGAAUAUUGAAUAUUUCAUUGAAGGCCUUGAAUGUCUAAUGUACUGCGGACAAAAAAUAACACCUGAGCAAAAGGUUUUAAUCGAAAAUUCGCUUAUAGUACUGCAGAAUGAAAAUCGAUUCACAGGCAUGUACUUUUGGGGUCGCAUUAAUGCAAUAACUAGAGACUAUUACAUAGCUUUCGGCUAUACCCAGGAUUGCUUAAAAGACCGAAAAUUCUUUUACACGCUUGAUGGAUAUCAAUGGAUGAUGUUGCCUUUUGUGCAUAGUCCGAAAAUUUUUCAAGCUACUAUUUUAUGUCGCGAACCUUUUUUAGGAGAUCCGAUUCUUGUAACAACAGUAGAAUUGGAUCCUACAUUUGAAAUCGAUGCUAACCAAAUAAUCUCUGCGAAUUUACCAGAGAAAGUUAAGCUAAAGGAAGAAGAGCGUUUGGCUGCCAUAGUAUUUAUUAUUACAGAGGAAUGUGCAGUUUGCCCACGUGGAGCCCUUUAUAAGCUUACGGAUGGACGUGUUAUACCCAACCAGAUGUUUCGUGGCCUCAACGAUCUGCAAGUUGAAAAUAUUUCGAACUACCAAAUACUUCGAUUACCACGAAACGAUUUAAAGCACAAUUUGCUGAAGCGCAGUGAUUACAACUACGCCAUUGAUUUCUUAGACUGUAUAGCCGAUGUAAUACCGCUUCGUCAAGCAUUUUCUUUGAACUUAAUGAGAAAUGAACGCUUAAUAAUUAUAAAGUCUUGUCUAUGGCCAGGCAUGACAUUUUUUCAUAAGUUAAACUCGCGUAAACAUGGUUUUCUUUAUUUUGGAGACGGCAAGAAAAAUUAUGAUCUACUCUUUAUGUACUAACAAUCUCUAAUCUCUAAUUUCUUGUAGCUUUAGUUUUAAAAAUAAAAUAAUGGAUUUACCUACAUUAACUAUAUUUGUAAUGGCUUUGUUUUGUUUUGAAAAUGCAACGAAAUCACCUUAUUUGUUUUGUUUUACGGGAAAA